Rhizophagus irregularis DAOM 181602=DAOM 197198 is the source of this 1452-nucleotide messenger RNA. The record is from RefSeq and is a predicted model, not a curated record. Lineage: Eukaryota; Fungi; Glomeromycota; Glomeromycetes; Glomerales; Glomeraceae.
UUCCAAUUCAAUUUCGCCUUCAAAGUUACCAACUUUAUCUCCCGCUGCAGUGUAAUUCUUUCCCCCUGAAAAAAAGUUGAUGUAGUAAUUAAUUGGUUAAUUUUUGACAUCAAAUUAUAAUUUAUGAUUAUCAAAGAAAUAUGUAGCAGCAUAUUUUCAAUUAUUUCAAAGAGAAUAAAUAAAUUCACAUGUCACAGAAACAACAAAUAAUACCUACAGAUAAGCGUUCACAAGGUUUCAAAGCCCGUGGUUUAGGCAACAAUAAUAAUAAUAGAAGUAGUCAAAGUCAAGGGAGAGGAAAUAAAAGUGAAACACCAAAAGUGAAUACACAUACUGGUAACUCUAUCAGAACUCAAGAACAAAAGCGAAAGACUGUUUUCAAAGCUGUCCUUGAUUCCCCAUUUAAUAUAGGUUGGCCUGAAGUUUCAAUUAAAGAUCAAAAUGAGAUCUUAGACGCUCUUUGCGAAACUUUAUCAAUAAUUAAAAAACCUUCAAAGAAGAGAAACAAAAAAAUAAAAACUCUUGAUAAAGCUAUCAAGGUAGAAAGUAAUGACGAUGAAUUCAGUAAAGAUGAUAUAUCUUCUAAUAAAUUGGAAAAUAUCUCAUCAAUACGUUCUUCUAAUAUAUGUUUUGGUAUUAAUGAAGUGACAAAACAUUUGGAACGAAUGACAAAUCCUCAUUCUCAUUCUUUAACAUCUGCUAAUCCUAAUUAUCAAUUAUCUAAUUCUUUAAUGAAUUACCAUUUAUUAGAGAUGGUUUUUGUAUGUAAAGCAGAUCUUCUACCACAACUUUAUUCUCAUUUUCCAACAAUAUGUAAUAUAGCUGGUGAUGUAUUACUUGUUCCAUUGCCUUCCGGAGCUUCAAAAAGAAUUUCUGAUUUGGUGAACUUCAAAAGAGUAUCGUGUAUCGGUGUAAAGAUAAAUGCGCAAGAAUUCACAAAAAUUUAUAAAAUGGUUAAGGAGAAAGUUAAACCUGUGAAUGUACCUUGGUUGAAUCCACUUAAACCUCCAGAAAAUUUAUUAAAUGAACGAAAAGUUCUCAAAGAGGAACAAGUGAAAAAAGAAAAGGUGGAAGAAAAUUUUACUCAUUCAUUAUCAUCCAAUAAACGAAAACAAGUGGAAAUGACAUAUGAUGAUGAACCAAAAAUAAAGGUUGAAGUUGCUUCCUCUUCACACACAGAAUCAUCGCCAUCAAUUUUCUUUUUUGGGCAACAACCACAAGUAAAGAUAGAACCUACUUCAACUCAAUUAAAACCGACCAGUUUUGAUUAUUUUCCUACACGGAUUAAACAACUUAUAACAACCGCACCAAUAAAUAAAGAUCAAGAUGAAUCUAUAGGAAUCUUAAAAAUUUUUCAAUGAUCUUUUUUAAUCUAAUUGUUUCUUGAAAUUUCGAUCUUUCAAAUUAAAAAUUGAUACCGCAAUAGCAAGAGCUUUGAAACUAAAAUCUCUU